UAUACCCACAUGAUGCUGUCCACAAAGUGGUAAAUGCAUAUGUGAUAAUAGAUGACCAGAGCAACCGCUCAUUGGCCAGACCAGAGUUCUUCAGCCUGUUCGGUAUAAAAAGUCAGCCUUCCUCAUAUCAACUGAGAACCUGUGCAGGUUUAGCUGUAACAGCUGGAAGACGCGCUGAAGGAUUCAUGAUCGAAUCCAUAGAUGGCAAAGUGGCAAUUCCUCUUCCACCACUUAUUGAGUGUAGUGACAUCCCAAAUAAUCGCACUGAGAUUCCAACUCCAAAUGCUGUGAUUCAUCAGCCCCAUCUACAACAUAUUGCUAAACAUCUCCCAGAACUUGACUCGAAUGCAGAGAUCUUACUUCUUCUGGGUAGAGAUGUAUUAAGACUACACAAAGUAAGACAGCAGGUAAACGGGCCACACAAUGCACCGUUUGCGCAACGUUUGGACCUCGGCUGGGUAGUAAUAGGAGAAGUGUGCCUAGGAAACAUUCAUAAGCCAAUCAUCAGCAACUUCAAGACCACCGCGCUGGAAAGUGGUCGUCACUCCAUCUUCCGGCCAUGCACAAGUUACAUGCAGAUAAAGGAGUCAUUACCCAACCUCAACCAAGCCCCUAAGAUAACAGAGGAAACACUAGGAAAAACAGUGUUCAACAGAACUGAUCAAGACAACAGACCUGCUCCAUCAAUCGAAGAUGCAAUGUUUAUGGAAAAGAUGGAUACUGAAGUCUACCGAAACAGUAAGAAUACCUGGGUAGCACCACUCCCGUUUAAGGAGCCACGACCGCACCUUCCUAACAAUAAAGAGCAGGCUGUUAAGAGAUUCAUGUCACUGCAGAAAAUGCUCAAACGGAACCCCGUAAUGCAGAAACAGUACUUUGCAUUCAUGGACAAAAUCUUUCAAAAUGGACACGCUGAAGUAGCACCACCACUAAGGGACAAUGAGGAAUGCUGGUUCCUUCCUACAUUUGGAGUAUAUCAUCCUCGGAAGCCCGACAAGAUUAGGGUGGUGUUCGAUUCAAGCUCACAAUACCAAGGAAUCUCCCUAAAUGAUGUAUUACUGACUGGCCCAGAUUUAAACAACACGUUGAUCGGUGUUCUGCUCCGCUUUCGCAAGGAGAAAGUAGCCGUGUUAGCAGACAUCCAGCAAAUGUUCUACUGUUUUGAGGUAAGCGAGAACCAUCAAAACUUUCUUAGAUUCCUGUGGUACGAAGAAAAUGAUAUCAACAAAAACAUCAUUGACUAUCGAAUGAAAGUUCAUGUUUUCGGCAAUAGUCCUUCGCCUGCCGUCGCCAUCUACGGGCUGAGAAGAGCCAUUAGAGAAGGUGCACCACAUUAUGGCGAUGAUACUGUUCAGUUUGUGGAAAGACAUUUCUAUGUCGAUGAUGGUCUCAUAUCUGUACCAACUGAUCACGAAGCAAUUGGCCUGCUUAAAAGGACACAGGCCUCUCUAGCGGAAUCAAACCUUCGCCUUCACAAGUUCACCACAAACAGUCAAAACGUCUUAAAGGCCUUAUCCCCAGAAGACUGUGUAACAACUGUCAAGGACUUAGACCUCAGCGGAGAGACACAAUCCAUCCAGCGCAGUUUGGGCCUCCUGUGGGAGAUAUCGACAGACACCUUUACCUUUUCUGUAUCAACAGCUACAAAGCCCUUCACUCGUCGUGGUGUGUUAUCCACUGUACACAGCAUUUUUGACCCUCUAGGUCUGCUGGCCCCUGUCACUGUCUGUGGGAGAGCCCUUCUUAGAGAGCUCACUGCUGACCUCUCCGAUUGGGACACUCCUCUCCCAGAAGAAAAACGUGAUAAGUGGGACUUAUGGUGCGAAUCGCUUCACGAUCUCAAGCAGAUGCACAUACCACGAACCUAUACGGACAUGUCACUUUGCAACAGUGAGCACAUUGAGCUUAGUGUGUUCGCAGACGCCUCGACAAAGGCGAUUGGAGCCGUUGCAUAUCUCAAGACCGUUCAAAAAGAUGGUCACGCUGAGAUCGGAUUUGUCAUGGCUAAAGGACGGUUAACACCCAAAUCCGAACCUACCAUCCCACGUCUAGAACUCUGUGCGGCUGUUUUAGCUGUUGAGUUGGCGGACCUCAUCCAAGAGGAGCUAGAUGUAAAGUUUGAUAAGGUUAAUUUCUACAGUGACAGCAAGGUAGUACUCGGAUACAUCCAUAAUACCACUAAAAGGUUCUACGUCUAUGUGCACAACAGGAUUCAGCUUAUACGCCACUCUUCCAAACCAGAACAAUGGCACUAUGUUCCCUCUGAAGAAAAUCCCGCGGAUCACAUUUCAAGAUUCCUGCCCGCCUCUCGUCUAGCGCAAACAACCUGGUUCUUUGGACCAUCAUUCCUACGAAAUACCCCUGGAGAAAGCAAGCACACAUGUGAAAGAUUUGACUUAAUACAACCGGAAAAGGACAUUGAAAUCAGGCCAGAAAUAAAAACUUGCAGGACACACCUGAUGGAGAACAUACUCAAUCCAGAUCGCUUCCAGCGCUUCUCUAGUCUUCAUUCACUCCUUAGAGCUGUUGCAUGCCUGACUCACAUAGCUAAAUCCUGCAAACAAUCGGGCAAAGUUAGGGCGUGCAAAGGGUGGCACUGGUGUAAACAACCACGUUCACCCGAGGAACUUGACCAAGCUAUGAAUGUUAUCCUCCAAGCUGCACAAAGAUCUGCCUUCCAAAAGGAACUUGUGGCUCUGCAGGCUAAAAAGCCCAUUCCAAAGGAUAGCUGUCUCCAAAAGCUUAGCCCAAUCAUCACUGAUGGCUUGAUUCGCAUUGGAGGCCGGCUACAACAUUCGGACUUAGAAACUAAUGAAAGGCAUCCUGUGAUUUUGCCUAAGAACAGCCAUGUAGCCUUACUGCUGACACGCCAUCACCAUGAGCAAGUGAAACAUCAGGGACGCCACUUCACGGAGGGAGCCAUACGAGCAGCAGGAUACUGGAUCUUGGGUGGCAAAAGGCUCAUCAACACAGUCAUUCAUAACUGUGUGACGUGCAGGAAGCUUAGAGGUAAAGUUGCGGAACAAUUCAUGGCAGACUUACCUACAGAGCGUCUCCAAAUAUGCCCACCGUUCACCUAUGUCGGACUAGAUGUUUUUGGUCCGUGGAUGGUUACUGCUAGGAGGACCCGUGGAGGACACGCAGAAAGUAAAAGAUGGGCAAUCAUGUUCAGCUGUUUAAGUUCUAGAGCAGUACACAUAGAGCUGAUAGAGUCUAUGGAUGCAUCAAGUUGCAUAAAUGCACUUAGGCGCUUUUUCGCCAUCAGAGGACCAGCUAAGCAGUUGAGGUCCGACUGUGGCACGAACUUCAUCGGCGCAAGCAAAGAACUUGGAAUGGAUAAAAACCAACUGGAUUCGGGAAUACAAAGAUACCUCAGCAAGAAAGAAUGUGUUUGGGAGUUUAAUCCUCCUCAUGCUUCGCAUAUGGGUGGCAGUUGGGAGAGAAUGAUAGGCGUUGCUAGAAGGAUCUUGAACUCUAUGUUGCUAAAUGCCCGCCUCACCCACGAAGUUCUCUCUACAUUAAUGGCGGAAGUUGCUGCGAUUAUGAAUGCGCGACCAUUAGUACCGGUUUCUACAGACCCGGACAACCCUCAGGUUCUUUCUCCAUCCAUGCUUCUCACCCAAAAGUCAGGUGCUCCACCACCACUUGGUGACUUCUCGGAGAAGGGUAUGUACACUAAACAGUGGAAACAAGUACAGGCACUGGCAAACCAAUUCUGGACACGAUGGCGCAGAGAAUACCUGCCUUAUUUACAGCGCAGACAAAAAUGGACCACCCAUCGCAAAGACUUGCAAGUUGGAGAUGUGGUCCUGUUCAAAGACAAGCAGGCCGAACGCAAUUGUUGGCCUAUGGAGCCACAGAGUCUAGGGUGA
Molecule: messenger RNA, 3872 nt
Organism: Scleropages formosus (Asian bonytongue)
Lineage: Eukaryota; Metazoa; Chordata; Actinopteri; Osteoglossiformes; Osteoglossidae
Exons: 2
Coding region: 186-3872 (1228 amino acids)
Biological process (GO): DNA integration
Molecular function (GO): nucleic acid binding
Source: RefSeq, a predicted model, not a curated record